Penicillium verhagenii is the source of this 591-nucleotide messenger RNA. The coding region runs from base 1 to 591 and encodes 196 amino acids. Gene Ontology annotation, molecular function: mRNA binding. The record is from RefSeq and is a predicted model, not a curated record. Gene Ontology annotation, biological process: intracellular mRNA localization; ribosomal large subunit biogenesis. The transcript has 2 exons. Lineage: Eukaryota; Fungi; Ascomycota; Eurotiomycetes; Eurotiales; Aspergillaceae. Gene Ontology annotation, cellular component: nucleolus; preribosome, large subunit precursor.
AUGGCUCCUACCAAGCCUUCUUCCAAGGGCGCCUCCUCCGGUGGUGCUAAGGGUGGUGCUAAGGGCUCUAAGCCCUCAUCUAUGUCCUCCUCAUCGCGCGUGAGCAAGUCUAAGAAUGUCAAGCGUCCCCCGCCGAAGGAAGUCAAGGCCAAGGCGCGCACCGAGAAGGAAAACUUGAAGAAGAAGAAGAAGCGUGUCUACACAGAGGCUGAGCUCAACCUGCCCGAGUUAAAUACCAUCACACCGGUUGGUGUCAUAAAGCCCAAGGGCAAGAAGAAGGGAAAGACCUUUGUUGAUGAUCAGGAGGGUAUGAUGACCAUUCUUGCUAUGGUCAAUGCCGAGAAGGACGGUCAAAUCGAGUCUAAGAUGAUGAAGGCACGCAAGUUGGAGGAGAUUCGGGAGGCCAGACACAAGGAGAUGGAGGCCCGACAGGCACAGAAGUCCAAGAAGUUGGAGGCAGUCAAGGACUCUAUUCGCAACGACAAGAAGAAGGGCAAGGGUGGUGACGAUAAGUCAAGCGAUGCCUCAGCGUCCAAAUCAAAGGGCUCGAAGUCCUCAAAGCCAAACCGGAAAAGUGUUUCUUUUGCUUAA